Pimephales promelas (fathead minnow) is the source of this 1196-nucleotide messenger RNA. RefSeq names its product PYM homolog 1, exon junction complex associated factor (gene pym1). Gene Ontology annotation, cellular component: exon-exon junction complex; cytoplasm. The record is from RefSeq and is a predicted model, not a curated record. NCBI's taxonomy places the organism in Eukaryota, Metazoa, Chordata, Actinopteri, Cypriniformes, Leuciscidae. Gene Ontology annotation, biological process: exon-exon junction complex disassembly. Gene Ontology annotation, molecular function: RNA binding.
AGAUUCGCACUCUCUGAUCCCUGAGGCGGGAAGCGCGGUGACGUGGCACUGCACACGCCACAUCUACAGCUGAGACCGAUGAUUGACAGCGCCACCUCCCGGAUGUUGUGAUCUAUAUCGGAAACGGAAGUCAGUCUUUGUUAAAGAUGGCGACCCCCUAUGUGACAGAUGAAUCUGGUAAGUAUAUCGCCGCUACGCAGCGUCCUGACGGCUCCUGGAGGAAACCGCGGCGAGUGAAGGACGGCUACGUCCCGCAGGAGGAGGUGCCGGUAUACGAGAACAAGUACGUGAAGUUCUUCAAGAGUAAACCGGACCUUCCGCCGGGCAUGAACCCGGAGCCGGCGCUCGAGAAGCACAGCGACGGACUCUCCAGAACCGCCAAACGCAACAUGAAGCGCAAGGAGAAGCGCAAGCAGCAGAUCCAGACCCGGCCCGAGGGGGAGGAGGAGGAGGAGGAGGAGCGGGCCGUGAGCGAGGAGAUGCAGGCGAUGAAGAUCACGGAGGAGGAGGAGGAGGAGGAGCGGGUGAAACCAGAACCCGAAGCCUCGGACCCCACGGAGAGAGCCAAGAAGAUCAAGAGCCUGCGUAAGAAGCUGCGUCAGGUGGAGGAGCUCCAGUUCAAGAUCCGGUCCGGGGAACUGAGCAGUCCGACCCGCGAGCAGCUCGACAAACUGGGGCGGAGCCAGGCCUUACGGGCGGAGCUACAGCUGCUGGGGGCGGACUUAUGAGGCUGUCAAUCAACUGUGUGUGUGUGUGUGUCAGUCAGAGCUGUAACCGCUUCAUUCUUGUGUUUUAUACAUCAUGGAGACUCUCCGGACUCUCUCCGCAGAUCCUGCAGGAGCGCUAAUGGUUUCAUCCGGAGCCGCGGGAGCUAACGCUAGUUACCAAUGAGCCUCACUGACUGAUGGACUGAAUCUCAUCAUGAUGUCAAUUUUUUUACCACCGUAGUGCAUAACUGCAUGAAAUAACAAUGUGUAGAAUUGUGUUAUAUUAAACAUAGCAUAACAAACUUCCUGUUCCGUGUCCCUGUCUGCGAUAAUAUGGGGAUCGUGAAGCGGACGUAAACGCUUUCACUGCGGGAACGAAGAUGGGUUUGUGUGUGAAAUCACACGAGCAAGCCUGCUGUUUUUACAGAUUAUCAAAUGUGAUAUUUUAUACAACGGUUCAAUAAACAAGUUAAUGUGAGUUCAAUUUUA